GUAGUUGUACGAAGAUGGUGCCUGACAGGCACUACUGCGCCAGCGCCAUGCUGCUGUCUGUGCUGAUGCUGUGUCUGCUGCAGAUAUUCGCCCGCAGCCUCCACGCAGAUGACGUUUCCAUCGUGCAGUGCAUACCAACAAACUGCAGUCAACCUUGUCCCUCUCUCCCACCUGUAUGCCGCUCCAAGUUAAUCAGGAAUUGUGGAUGCUGUGACGUUUGUUGGAUCUUCCUUGAUGAAGGCGACAUAUGUGACACCUCUGUUCCUGAGAAUGUUGUUUGUGGCCCAAACUUGUGGUGCAACUAUGAGGGCCGCUGUGAGGUGAUACCUCUCGAGGAGAAUGUAACUGAAAAAUGACAUGAAAACCAUCCUGGAAAUUCAUGUUAACAACUGAGAUUUCCAGGCUGCAGUUAUAGCUAUGAAAUUGAGAGUUUUAUUAUUAUUAAUAAAAAAUAUUUGCUGAAAUAUACAGACUUCCGAAGGCACACAUUUGAAAUUUCCUGUGUGAUACAAUAUACAAAAUAAAUGUACUUAUGUGUCAGAAAUAUCUUCUGUUAGAAAAGAAGCUAUCGUUUUAUUAAAAAAAUAUAAAGAAGUUUGUGUUAUCUAUUUCAUAGUAAUAAUGUGCUAAUAAUGGUUGCAUUUUCAUUUGAAUUGAUGAGCAAGUUUCCCUAUUGACUGCCUCACUUAUUCAAUAUCUGCUUCUUAUUUUUACACUGAUGUUUAAAGUAAGAAAACACACUUUUUGCAUGGACAGUCUGCAUUUUAUGAUUUUCAUGCUACAAUUGACAGACCCCAUUAUGAUGUUCCUGAAUUAAAUCCACAAGGAAGUUCAGUUACUGAUGCUUGAGUUGUGUUAUUGUGGCAUUAACAAGAUUUGACAGGCUUGUGUAACUGUGUGUAAAUUUAAAUUUAAUUUCUAAAUCUGUUAGCCAUUAAGUUUUUUUGUCAUGAAUCAUUCACACUGAAACUGUUAAAAUAAAAUAAAUUUGCACUCUUUUUUGCUGUGAUGUCAUUCCCACUUCCUAGAUAUUUCUUAACAAAGGAGACCAUUCAUUUUACCAUGCUUUAAGUUAAUUUUUUUCAAUUUCUGUGGAUUGAGAAUAAAUUUAGUUAUAAAUUGCACCUGGAUAUGUUAAA
Molecule: messenger RNA, 1139 nt
Organism: Schistocerca gregaria
Lineage: Eukaryota; Metazoa; Arthropoda; Insecta; Orthoptera; Acrididae
Exons: 2
Coding region: 15-356 (113 amino acids)
Source: RefSeq, a predicted model, not a curated record